Sitophilus oryzae (rice weevil) is the source of this 2047-nucleotide messenger RNA. RefSeq names its product alpha-aminoadipic semialdehyde dehydrogenase (gene Aldh7A1). NCBI's taxonomy places the organism in Eukaryota, Metazoa, Arthropoda, Insecta, Coleoptera, Curculionidae. Bases 200 to 1825 code for a protein of 541 amino acids. The record is from RefSeq and is a predicted model, not a curated record. Gene Ontology annotation, molecular function: aldehyde dehydrogenase (NAD+) activity. The transcript is spliced from 8 exons.
AUAAUAAAGAAUCCCGUACGAUGCGGACUUUUAUCUGACACUGUAGUUCUAUUACUUAUCGAACAACACUGGUAUGUAUAAAAAUAAUAACAGCUUAUCAGAACACUUUAAAAAUAUUGGUACAGCAAGAUUAUUAAAAAGUAUUCUUGUUGUCAUAUAUUACACGAUAUAGAUGAAGAAAGUGAAAUAGAUAAUACAAAUGAUUUGGUUUAAUAAAGUUUUAAUACAUUCUAAUAAAAGUAAUUUACUUUCUAUUUCGAAAAAUACUUUUAAAUUACAUAGAAUGGCGAGUUUUUUGAUAAACGAUCAAAAGUAUGAAUUUUUGAAAGAUUUGGGUCUACAAGAGAAAAAUUUGGGAGUAUAUGAUGGUACAUGGAAAGGAUCAGGAACGGUGGUUCAAUCCGUAUGUCCCAGUAAUGGAAAAAUAAUCGCUGAAGUGCAACAAGGGAAUGUGAGUGACUAUAAAUCGUGUGUGGAUAAGUCUGAGGAAGCCUGUAAAAUAUGGGCUGAAAUACCGGCACCCAAACGGGGAGAAAUCGUACGUCAAAUCGGGGAUUCCCUCAGGAAGAAACUGGUUCCCUUGGCCAAGCUUGUAUCUUUAGAAAUGGGUAAAAUAUUACCAGAAGGUAUCGGGGAAGUACAGGAAUACGUUGACAUUUGCGACUACGCAGUGGGGCUGUCCAGGAUGUUGUCCGGGUCGAUUUUUCCAUCAGAAAGACCAGGUCACGUGCUUUUGGAAAAAUGGAACCCAUUGGGUAUCGUUGGAGUAAUAUCUGCUUUCAAUUUUCCAGUCGCUGUGUACGGAUGGAAUAGUGCUAUAGCAAUGGUUUGUGGAGAUACUGUUCUUUGGAAAGGCGCGGAAACAACACCUUUGGUUUCCGUAGCAACGGCUAGGAUAGUAGCUGAGGUUUUGGAGGCUAAUAAGCUACCCGGAGCUAUAGCCGCUUUAUGUUGUGGAGGAGCGGACGUUGGUAAAGCUAUGGCAGCUGAUGAAAAAAUAAAACUAUUAUCGUUUACCGGCAGUUGUCAAAUUGGCCAACAAGUUGGAGUAGAAGUUCAAAAAAGAUUUGGAAAAUCUCUGUUAGAGUUAGGAGGCAAUAAUGCCCUUAUAGUCGCCGAUGACGCUAACUUGGACAUCGUAAUUCCUGCUACAUUGUUUGCUUGUAUAGGUACGUCAGGACAGCGGUGUACUACCACAAGAAGACUGAUUUUACAUCAAAAAGUAUAUGAUGAAGUAUUAAGAAGACUUAAAACAGCUUAUAGUCAAGUAUUGAAUAGAAUUGGAGAUGCUUUAGAGGAAAAUACUCUUAUUGGACCCUUGCAUAGCCAAAUUUCAUUGGAAAAUUAUAAGAAAACUAUCAACGAAAUUAAAAAAGAAGGUGGUACGAUUGAACUAGGUGGGAAAGUUCUGGACAGGCCUGGAUUCUUUGUAGAACCUACGAUAGUAACAGGGAUCGCUCACGAUAGCAAGAUCGUGAGAAACGAAUGUUUCGCCCCGAUAUUGUACGUACUUAAAGCAAGAAACGUCGAGGAAGCCAUCGCAUGGAACAACGAAGUACCUCAAGGCUUGUCCUCCAGUAUUUUUACUCAAAAUAUUCCUGAUAUUUUUAAGUGGAUAGGUGAGAAAGGUUCAGACUGUGGCAUAGUAAACGUCAAUAUUCCCACUUCCGGCGCGGAAAUAGGUGGCGCUUUUGGCGGUGAAAAACACACGGGUGGUGGUAGAGAAUCAGGCAGCGACUCGUGGAAACAGUACAUGCGCAGGUCUACCAUAACAAUCAAUUACUCGAAAGAACUGCCUUUGGCGCAAGGCAUCAAAUUCGAAUAAACACAUAUUACAUAAUAUCACUGAAUAAAAAGACUAAGGAAGAAACAUAUCAACAAAAUUAGCGAGACCACGAAAGUACUUUAAUAAGCCUAACUUAUGCUUUGAAUAAGAAGACUAAGUGUGACUAAGACCCACCAUGCAUGGUGGGCGGAAAAAGCACUCUAGGGUGGGGAUCCUUGACAGUUCUGUUUGACGAUUCAUUUGACACAUUUGAAUUUGAUU